AAUCAGUGCUCUGUCUGACAGGGAGGACAGUGCAUCGAAACUGUCUGCAGAAUAAAACGAUAUUGUUAGUGAAAAUCAUAAAGUAAUCAAAUAGUUUUCGUGAAAGUUAUUAUAAAAGUAAUAAUUUAACAUUUUAACAGUGUGUUCAUAAUAUAAUAACUGUCACAAAAUGGCACAAAUCGAUAUUGACAAACCGUUAUGGGACCUGAAGACUUUUGCCGGCCGGUUUAUGCAUUUUUUAUGGGUGACGGAUGCCAGAACAUGUUUCACUCCAGAAGAAGAACUGCAUAAAGCCAAGGAAUUGGUUUUGAAAGUACGACAGGAUAAACUGCUACCACCAAACGUAUCUAUAGAAGAGAUUCAUCACGCUAAAAAACUAUACGAAAGCGCAUUCCAUCCUGACAGCGGAGAAUUGCAGAACAUUUUCGGACGGAUGAGUUUCCAAAUGCCCGGAGGAAUGGCUAUCACUGGUGCCAUGCUGCAGUUCUAUAGAACUAAUACAGCUGUUAUCUUCUGGCAGUGGGUCAAUCAAUCUUUCAAUGCAUUAGUUAACUACACUAACCGAAAUGCUAAUUCGUCUUUAACCACUACACAACUAGGAGUAUCCUAUGUUACAGCAACGAGUUCGGCACUAGUCGCCGCCGUUGGGUACAAAGGUUAUCUGAUGAGAACGGCUAGUCCCUUUUUCCAGCGUUACGUUCCAUUUGUAGCUGUCGCCGUGGCAAAUUGCAUUAAUAUUCCGCUUAUGCGGCAGAAUGAGCUUAUUUAUGGCAUUGAUUUGCAGGAUGAAAAUGGUAACAACGUUGGAAAAAGUAGAGUGGCGGCAGCUAAAGGAAUCAGUCAGGUGAUAUUUUCUCGCAUUGCCAUGUGCGCGCCUGGAAUGCUGAUUCUUCCGAUCAUCAUGGAGAAACUGGAAACAUACAAAUCUUUCAAACGGCUUUCAUUCCUUCAUGCUCCAUUCCAAGUAAUGGUGGUUGGAUGCUUCCUAACUGCGAUGGUGCCCACGGCAUGUGCACUAUUUCCGCAAACUGCUUCUUUAAGUACAAGCACUAUGCGGUUACUUGAGCCGGAGUUCUAUAAAGAAAUGGAGAAAAAGGGUACUGUACCGGAAAAAGUGUAUUUCAACAAAGGAUUGUAAACAAAACAAUGCCCAGGGAACUUUGUAGUACUUACGUUUUAGCGCUUAUGUGAUGCUAAAUUUUGAAAUAAAUACUCCAUGAUUUGAUGAUGGCAGAACGCA
Messenger RNA from Armigeres subalbatus, 1240 nucleotides. It is a transcript of the gene Sfxn2, whose product is annotated as sideroflexin-2. Gene Ontology annotation, molecular function: monoatomic ion transmembrane transporter activity. Gene Ontology annotation, biological process: serine import into mitochondrion; monoatomic ion transport. The coding region runs from base 170 to 1138 and encodes 322 amino acids. The record is from RefSeq and is a predicted model, not a curated record. Gene Ontology annotation, cellular component: mitochondrial inner membrane. Lineage: Eukaryota; Metazoa; Arthropoda; Insecta; Diptera; Culicidae. The transcript is spliced from 6 exons.